Molecule: messenger RNA, 6996 nt
Organism: Ictalurus furcatus (blue catfish)
Lineage: Eukaryota; Metazoa; Chordata; Actinopteri; Siluriformes; Ictaluridae
Product: centrosomal protein of 95 kDa-like
Exons: 21
Coding region: 755-3289 (844 amino acids)
Cellular component (GO): spindle pole; centrosome
Source: RefSeq, a predicted model, not a curated record
AAACCGUUUCCCCUUGUCACGUAUAUUCGGUUUGGAAAUGUAAUUAUGCAGACUUGUAUUGUUGAUAUUAUUAUUUUUGUAUUAAUAGGAAUUUGGAAGACGUGGGAAUUGUUUGUCUUGUUAUAUAAAAACACCAAUCACUCUAAAUUUGUAUCCAAGGAACUAUUUAAUGACAGAAAAAUAUGUGUGGAAGGAGACGGGCGACGUCAACGGGUGCUUUACGGCAUAACAAACGUCAUUCCGGAAACGUCAUAACUAGUUAUUUUAGCACUUCCGUAUUGUUCUUGUUUUACACGUUUGGGAUGUGAUCUCACAUUAAAAAUGACCUGACAGUAAAACUAUUGAUUAUUAGAUGCCGAAUAGAUUUUUAUUCUGAAAAAAAAACGUCAUUAAAGUACUUUAGCCAAUCAGAACGCUGUGGCGUUUUAAACGUCCUUUAGCUGUUCCACAUAGGUGGUUGUUUUUCCGUUCGGUUUCUGCGGCAUACACAAGCCCCGCCCUUUUGUAUCCGCUGCGCUGUGAUUGGUCCGUAUUCCCUGUACUCGUGAGCAUUUUGUUUGAGUGCCUUACAGUUGGGCAGUGGCGGUAGUUGAUAGAGGCUGCUGAUAACCGUUUGAUUUUAUUGUAGCUGUUUUUUUUUUAUUUAAAAAAUGUACGGUUUUAUUCGUUGACCUCUUUUCACAUAUAACAGAAAUCUCUGUUUCCUUGGACGACACUCUAUAUUCUUUUGCUGCUCUAGAAAAAGCUGAAUCAGAUGGGAACCGAAGAGAGAGAUUGGUUGGAUGUGGCCAAUGAUCUCAUCUGCAAGUGUCACAUUAACCUGAGGCUACAGAGGCUCACAGAGUGCGAUGCCAGUGUGUUCGUGGCCUUAUAUGAAGCUAUCUUGGGAGAAAAAGUCCCAGAUUACAUCGUUGUGCCCAAGAGCCAAGAGGAUGACAUCCACAACGUACAAUCUGUGAUUGACUCUCUGGCCUUGGACUAUCUCCAGAUCAGCUUAUCUCACAUCACAGGUGAGAACAUUGUGAGAGGAGAUAAGGAUUCCAUCCGUAACCUUCUGGAGAUUUUCGAUGGGCUGCUGGAGUAUCUCACGGAGCAGCUCAGUGAGGAAGAAGAGCUCCCCAAUGGAGAGCUCAGCGGUACGGUCCACCCUGCCGAAGCACAGGAGCAGGAUAAAGAGGAGAUGUCGUCUCAGAUCUCUAGCACACAUUCUGCUGUCCAGUCCAGUAAAUACUCCCUCCAUUCCUGGAACGGGGACGACUCGGAGUCAACCGCCGAGCUGAUUCUUUUGGGCGAUUCAGCCCGCACGUUCACCUCGAAGCAAGAAGUGCGCCCACACCCGCUGCCCUCAGUCGUUUCUAUUGAAAAAGCUCCCAGUGACCUCGACCCACCCACGGCUCAACCCCCUCAGCAGCACCAGCCGUUCCACUCAGCCAUUCCUCUGCAGCCUCCCAAACAGACCACACCGCAUCCACUCCCGUCAUCACUGGAUAAUGAGGGAGAUGCAGAGGGGACAAACAAACAGAAUGGUCAUUCUCCUAAGUGUAACGGUGUUCAGACUAACGGGAUCCACACUUCUGCAGAAAGCGAGAGGUCUGUGCCGAGUCUGAAAGAAACACAGCCUGAGGCUCCCAAAGCACAAGUGGAGAGUGGUAGAGAGGGAGCACGGCGUGUCCUGUUCCACACUCAGCCGGACGUGCCGGUCCCGUACGUCCCACGUGAGCACAGCCAGAGAGAGGACACGCGCGCGCACGGCCGAGCGGAAGAGGGGCAGAGCGAUGAAGAACGGCUCCACGGCUCCAGCUCGUCGUCUGGAAGACGGAGGAGCCAUAGGAGCAGGAGGCUGGCAGAGGAAAGUGAGGACCCAUUAUCACGGCGCAGUCAGAAGAACAAACAGGCCGAGCAGGAGCUACACGAGAUGUCAGAGAAACUCGCUCGCCGUCUCGAGGAGCUCGAUUUAAUGCUGAAGAGGGCUCUGGGGGAGACCGGGGACGUGUCAAAGCCUGCAGAGGAGGACAAACACUCCCACCACAGUGACAGCGUCAUGGAGUGCAGACGUGCCCCCAGACCCACAGACAAGGCCGGUGUGGACAGACCUCCGCGCACACGCUCCCUUUCUCCUUCUCCUCCUCCUGUACGUCCUUCCAGUCAGAGCAUGCUAGAGGGCGCUCCGAUCUCGGACACGCGGCAGCACACGGCCCAGAGGCGGCACGACAAGCUCCGACCCUUUCAGGACCAGCGCAGAAAAAGCCAGAUGGUGGCUGAAGCUUAUGAGGCAGAGCUGAAGAACUUGGACGAGCAGCAGAGAAUAGACUUGGCCAUCGAGAGACUACGAGCUCAGGAGGCUGAGCAGGAGUACAGGGAGGCCGUACGCAAGGAGGCAUCUCGCGCUUCGAAAUCUCAUAACUACAGAUCUAAAUCGACGCUCUCGAACAAGAGUCCCCGCUCCAAAUAUGGAGCUCCCAUCCGACCGCGAGCCCAGACCCGCAAAACAGCCCCACUACGGGUGAAGGAGAACGACUUGUUGCCAGCUCUGUUGGACGACUUCCCUCCUCUGCAGUUCUCGCCUCACACUAUGUCCCGCAUGUGGAAGCAGCAGCUCCGGCAGGUCGACCAGCUCAGUGCUCUGGCCAACCAGCACAAACACACACGCAAACACACCCAUCAGGUAGAGGAGGCCCAGAAGAGACACGACCUGCUCGUGGAUAUCAUCCGCAAAGAGCAGGAGCACAAUCAUCGCCUGAAGGAUUUCAGAGAAAGAAUCCAGCAGCAGAAGUCUGCGCAGAAUAAACUGCGGGACCAGAGGCAGCAGGUGGCCCGCGCCCGCAAAUACCACAGCGAUUACCAUGUGCAGCUGCGUGCCCGGCUCCUCCGAGCCCGCACGCGAGAGGAGAGGAUGUUUCAGCAGGUGUUUGAAGAGGGUCUGGAGCUGCAGAAGGCCCGUCUGAGGGAACAGCGCGCGUACGCUAAAGAACAGCGUCAGGAGCACGCACGCAAACACAAAGAUGAGAUUGAGGCCAUGGAGAACUACUACAAGGACCAGUUUUCCAUGCUGGCUGAAAGACUCGCCCUGGAGCGUCAGGAGAACCAGGUGCGGAAGAAAGCCCAGGAAAAGGCUCUGCACAAGAUGAAACGUGAGUUGAGGAGCAAGAUGGAGCGAGAGAUCAGCGAGUUGCAGAAGCUCAUCGUAAAGGACGAUGAGGAAGACUACUUCCGCGAGCUGGAAGUGGACCGGCUGCGCAGGAAAGUGCAGAUGGCUUCCUUCCAGUACGGCACGAGCUACACAUACUGACCGCCUGCCAGUGAGGAGUCUGUUACAGGGGGAAACUCGCCGUCUAGGGACCGGUCUCAACCUCCACUCUCUGACACCAGGCUGGAUUAUUGCACAAGGGCUUCUGAUGAGCACAUUUCUACAUGACGCAUCCUGUAAAAGCUGAGUAGAGGAGCCUCGUGUAGGGACAAAUGGCAAAAACCGAUCAGUUUCCUUAAAGAUGUUUUGAUGAUCAGAGCAUGCAUCACCAUAUUUAGUUCAGACAGUGUACAUGUAGAAGAAAUGGCUUUCACCCAUCAUUUUAUUUAACGUCUACCAAAAUAAAUCCUUUAACGAGGAAACGGAGGAAUUUUAAGGUCCAUGCCGCAGCUUGGAUUUAUAAAUGUAUCAAGGCAUUUGUAAUUUGAUGUAUUUUAUUGCAAUAUUUGAUGCACAAAUUAGGGGACGAUAUAUAUAGAAUAUACAAUAUGUGGAAUCUAUUAGAUUUACAUUUCCCAAUAUGCAACAAAUGAGGAAUUUAUAUUUAAAAAAAAAAAAAAAAGUGGUAUGUAUGUAUGUGUCAUGUGUCCCUCUAGGGUUUUGCGAUCGCAGAAAUUAAUGCAACAUCAAGGAAACUCCAUAUUCAAAGGAGCUUGCAAUUUUUCAAAAUUACGGAAGAUUUUUCGCAGAUUUUGGCCAAGACGCAUCAUGAUAACGCGCCAUGUGACAUCAUCACAACGCGCAUUCAGCCAAAGCCCCCUUCGAUUCACGUGCGUCGAGCAUGAGUACAGCUAAAAGCUCUCGUUUACCAACAAACAUCACAGCUAAAAACCAUGCAGAUCAAUUUCGUGCAACUGCAGUUUCACCAAUUCAAGUAGUUUUUCACAGAAAAGCACAAAAAAUCCCACAAAUUGCAUUGCGAAUUUUUAAAAAAGUAACUAAAAAAAAAAAAAACAGAACUGUGAAAUCCUGUACAGACUAAUAUAUAAUAUUAUACAGUGUCCUCCACUAAUAUUGGCACACUUGGUAGGUAGAAGGCUGUGAAAAAUUGUCUUUAUUGUUUAACAUUUUGAUCUUUUAUUUAAAAAAUUCACAAAAAUACUCUUCUCUCAUGGAUAUCAAACAAUUCCAAACAGAAACACAGGUUUAUCAAUAGAAAAAUAUAUCUAUUAAAUAUAGGUGUGCAACAAUUAGUGGCACCUUUUUAGUUAAUACUUUGUGCUAGCUCCCUUUGCCAAGAUAACAGCCUUCUUAUCUUCUCCUAUAAUGCCUGAUGAGGUUGGAGAACACAUGGCGAGCGAUCUGAGACCGUUCCUCCAUACAGAAUCUCUCCAGAUCCUUCACAUUUCGAGGUCUACGCUGGUGGACUCUCCUCUUCAGUUCACCCCACAGGUUUUCUAUGGGGUUCAGGUCAGGGGACUGGGAUGGCCAUGGCAGGACCUUGAUUUUGUGGUCAGUAAACCAUUUCUGUGUUGAUUGUGAUGUAUGUUUUGGAUCAUUGUCCUGCUGGAAGAUCCAACCACGGCCCAUUUUAAGCUUUCUGGCAGAGGCAGUCAGGUUUUCAUUUAAUAUCUGUUCAUAUUUGAUAGACUCCAUGAUGUCAUGUAUCCUAACAAAAUGUCCAGGUCCUCUGGCAGACAAACAUCCCCAAAACAUUAAAGACCCACCACCAUAUUUAACCGUGGGCAUGAGGUACUUUUCCAUAUGGCUACCUCUUUGUGCGCACCAAAACCACCUCUGGUGUUUAUUACCAAAAAGCUCUAACCCUGACCAUAGAACCCGAUCCCAUUUGAAGUUCCAGUAGUUUCUGGCAAACUGAAGAUGCUCGAGUUUGUUUUUGGAUGAGAGUAGAGGCUUUUUUCUUGAAACCCUUCCAAACAACUCGUGGUGAUGUAGGUGACUUCAGAUUGUAGUUUUGGAGACUUUCUGACCACAAGACACAACUAACUUCUGCAAUUCUACAGCUGUGAUCCUUGGAGAUUUUUUCUCCACUCGAACCAUCCUCUUCACAGUGAGCUGAGACGAUAUAGACACACGUCCAAUUCCAGCUUGACUCAUAACAUUUCCAGUUGACUGGAACUUCUUAAUUAUUGCCCUGAUGGUAUAAAUGAGCAUUUUCAAUGCUUGUGCUAUUUUCUUAUAGACACGCCCCAUUUUGUGAAGCUCAACAACCUUUUGCCGCACAUCACAGCUAUACUCCUUGGUCUAACCCAUUGUUAUGAAUGACUAAGUGAAUUUGGCCUGUGUGUUAACUCAUAUUUAUACCCCUGUGGAACAAGAAGUCAUGGUUGAACAAUUUCCCGUUCCUAGUCACCCAGGUGUACUAAAAAAUUUUUUUAAAUAUCAAUGCGAAUAUACUUCAAAUAUAUUUUCCUCAUAUGAAUUCAUAGGGGUGCCAGUAAUUGCUGCACACCUCUAUUUAACCAUUCAUUACUUUUAUAAACCUGUUUGAAAUGGUUUGAUAUCCAUGAGAGCAGAGUAUUUUUGUGAUUCUUUUGAAACAAAAGAUCAAAAGGGUUAAGCAAUAAAGACAAUUUCUCUCAGCCUUCUUUGCUCAUAUUUUACCAAGGGUGCCAAUAUUAGUGGAGGGCUCUGUAUAUAUAAAGUAAGUACUACGUUGCAAUAUACAGAAAAAAUGCCUAAAUGCCUUAGCCGAAGCCUUGUGUUUUUAUUUAUUUAAAUGUUUAUAUUUUUUUCCACUCUUGUAUGCCGGAAACUGUGAUUGUGAUUCAAACAGAACAUUACGCUUCAUACUUUGAAUCUUUUUUUUUUUUUUUUACACACCAUUCCACUCCUAAAUCCAUGAUUGCAGUGGCAUGUUGUGCAACAAUAUGCUUUGUAAAUAAUUUAGUUCUAACAGGCUGAUCAUCUUCUACAUCGUUUAUACGAGCAGGCGAAACCAAAAGCAUGACGUUCACAAGUUCAAAGUUUUUCUUUCUUUACCUGUGACGCACUAAAGCGUGUCAAAGUUCCCCGUGCCAAUCCUGAGGUCUGAGACCCCUCCUCUAAUGAUCUACUCUCACAACAACACAUUCUGUCUGUGUUUAGUUCCCAUUCUACAGUGUUGGAUUGAUUAUAACGAUUAUCUUAUUUUGCUGGGUUUUUUUAUUCUUAAUAUUCAAACCGAUUUUAAACUAAAAUAACCGUUUAGCUGCUAUCGUUUCUUAUUGCGACUUAAAAACAUCCGGUCAGGGCACGCACGCGAGCGACGGCGGCGGUGUCCGUGUCUUGUCCUUGCUUGUGUAAACACAGGGUUACUGUACUGUUUAAUGCGAAAUGAUGUUUUCUAUUGUGAAACUGUAAAUCAGAUCAGCUCCAUGUAGCUUGUGAGGCAUAUUUAUUCAAAGAAAACACGUUCAUGUGGACACUAAAACCGUUGGACGUCUUUGAGAACGGUUCUGGAUCAGCGUGUGGAGUAACGCGUACGACGAGUCCUCCGCCUCAAACACACUUGCUGCUAACACAAGAGUCUUCCUCCAUCGCUAAACUGCUGAUGCAAGUCUAAAUGAACCUGUUUUUAUUCUUUUUUUUUUUUCUUUUUCCUUGUGGUGUUGCUAGAAAAGAAAAGAAAAAAGGCGAUUCUGCACCUUUCCACCCCGACGUGGACCUCGCGAUUAUUACGUGGCUGUUAAUAAUGAUCUGCAAAUCUUCUGAAUUAUUUUAUUUUUUCAUUUCUCGUUGCCGGAUUGGUCUUCCUAAGUGUGUGGAACCUGUCAUAAGUUAAAUAUUUAUUAAAUUGCACAAACUGA